This is a messenger RNA of Pyricularia grisea, 1332 nucleotides long. RefSeq lists its product as uncharacterized. The record is from RefSeq and is a predicted model, not a curated record. The transcript has 3 exons. Lineage: Eukaryota; Fungi; Ascomycota; Sordariomycetes; Magnaporthales; Pyriculariaceae. Bases 1 to 1332 code for a protein of 443 amino acids.
AUGGCGAAUGUCGAAGCGUCCAGCCCGUUUCGCAGUAGUUACCUGGAAGCGGCCGCCAGGCAUCUAAACUCCGAUCUCUUCGACCCUCAGUCAACACCACCACCAACACAGCUAGAACUCCCACAACUUCCUCAACAGUCUGCCACGGCUGCUCGCAACGGCCAACAACCACAGGUCUCCCGACGCCGACACUCGCGAGCCUCCUCUCCCUGGAUCUUGACAGCAUUCUCUGACUUCUCUGACAUCGACUUGACUUCCCCCUCAACCUCGACUCUGCGCACCGCGGCCCCACAGUACACACCUGUUCUCCCUCCGCCUCUACCAACUCCCCAGCUGCAACUCAUAUCUUUAUCCACGAUAGCGACGACCUUCCCGCAAGACGUGAGCGAGUCGAUAUUAUCCUCGUCGCCCGUGUCUCUUCCUUCCUUGAGCAGCUCGGCCGAUCGCCUGCCGCGCUUCCAUCCUCAACGACCAUUCCGCCCGCUACCAACCGCGAACCCCAACGACAACGACGACACCCCAGAAGCUGACGUGCCAUUCAUGUCAGUCCGUGAGUCGUUGCGAAUAGACAGGCUUGUCUCGUCUCGCCCCAAGAGUCCACCGCCACCGCGGCCACAGUUUAGCCGACUUACGGAAGCUGGGAGUAGCAGCAGCAAUAGCAAUCCAUUUUCUGCAACGGAGACAUCCACGCCGCCAACCGUCAAGCCUGAGGCCACCACUAGCAGCAGUGUCGAACUUUCCUCUUUAACUGAACACAUAAUGCCCGCUUCUACGAGGUCACGGGCAACUGCCGCCUCGGGGAGCAAUUCCUCGCCACCAUCUACAUCUGAGUCUACCAAAUCGAGAGCCGUGAGACGAUCGCAAGGCGGAGCAUCUAACCAAAACACUCGACCGCGGCGCGGGGCAGAGGAGGAUGAGGAUGAAGAUGAGUGGGAGCAACCGCUGGCAAAGCGACGAAGGCUCGGACAGGCAAACACGGAGGUCAUCGAUCUCGUGGAUGCUGAGACGGCUCCCGCACCACCGAAGCCAACCAAGCCAAAGUCUGCAAACCAGAUCAGACUCUCAAGCCUGCAGUGUUCCAUUUGUAUGGACGACAUGACAUGCCUAACAUCUACUCACUGUGGCCACUUGUUUUGCGGCGGCUGUCUCCACAGCGCUCUGCAUGUUAACGCUACAAAGCGAGUCUGUCCAAUCUGCCGACAGAAGAUCGAGCUGGUCCCUACGUCUGGAGCCCGUGCCAACAAGGUUCCUGCCAAGGGCUUUUGGCCGCUGUCGCUCAAGAUCAUGACAGCGACAAGAAAGGGCAAGACAAAAGAGGCAGAGACAUCAUAG